ACUAUUCUCUAUUCUCUAUUCUCGACUUCUUUCUCCUUUGGUUAAAGCAAAGCAGAAAUUUUUAUUUUAUUAUUAUAUUUAUGUUUACCUAUUAAUAAAACAAAUUAGGUUGUCCUCUCUUUCCUCUCCUCGAUACCCACCACUGUACCUGGUAACCGAGAAGCGAUGUGGGAUUGGGAUACAUCAGCAUAAGCGAUGUGGGAUUGGGGUACAUCAACACCGCAGCUCUAAAUCAAUAAAUACUUUCUUCCUCGCAAUCGCUGUCCUUCUCUUCAAACCAAUACGACGUCGCUUCUCAUUCUCCAUCUCCGCCUUCCAUGGCUGAAUCUUCCAAAGAGGAGCUCGUCCAGCUUAUCAAGCGUUUUGGGGCUUAUCUCACCGUCAAGAUGUCCAAUAUCUUCUCGAUCUCUUUCCAUAACCUGAAUGCACGAUCCGUUGGGGCUAUUGCGGGCCUUGCAGUGGCAAUAGUUUUCACCUGGAGGCUUUUGAGAUCACCCAGUGCACCUCAAAGAAGACAACCGAAAAGGCAGGCGCCUGCUGCCAGUAGUUCUAGCAUCACUUCACAUAUAAAUGCGCCCUUUUCACCAUCUGGAGUUUCGCCAUCAGAGGAUGCGAGAGCACAAAAUGUUGUUGACGAGUUUUUUCAACCCACAAAGCCAACCUUGGGACAAAUAGUUAGGCAGAAAUUGAGCGAAGGAAGAAAGGUGACAUGUCAAUUGCUUGGAGUACUCCUUGAGGAAACCAGUCCAGAAGAGCUUCAGAAACAAGUGACUGUGAAGUCCUCCGUUUUGGAAGUACUAUUGGAGAUAACGAAAUAUUGUGAUCUGUAUCUGAUGGAAAGAGUUCUGGAUGAUGAAAGCGAAAAAAAGGUUCUUUUGGCAUUGGAAGAGGCUGGGGUUUUCACAUCUGGUGGUUUGGUUAAAGACAAGGUUCUCUUCUGUAGCACAGAGAUUGGAAGGGCCUCUUUUGUACGACAGUUGGAGCCAGAUUGGCAUAUCGACACGAAUCUUGAGAUAGUUUCACAGUUAGCUAGGUUUAUCAAGUACGAGCUUCACAUCUCUCCCACCAGAACUGAAAGGACUGCGUCUAAUGUGUUCAGCUCCCCAUCCUUAGAACAGUUCUUUGGAUCAGUUUGAUGCUUUUAAACAAAUAAAAACAUGCAAAUAUAAUUCAUAAACUUUUAUUAGGUGGUUUUUUCUUCCCCAUAUGUUUAUUUUUAAUCUUUUAACCAUGCAUUACAUUCCAUCUCCAGCUUAUUACAGCCUGCGGUUACUGGUGGCCAAAAUGAAAGACUUGUUCUGCAUCCAUCUGUUCAAAGGAAAAAUUAAAAUAUGUGUUUGGAACUCGUGUAAUAGAUUGGAUAUCAUCCAAACUUUUUUUCUCUUGAUAGUUUCAAAUGUCUGUAAUUUAUAUUAGUGAAAGAGAUUGAUGAUUACUCAUCACAUACAACAGGAUUAGCUGCA
This is a messenger RNA of Humulus lupulus (European hop), 1463 nucleotides long. Its product is annotated as peroxisome biogenesis protein 22. The coding region runs from base 318 to 1136 and encodes 272 amino acids. NCBI's taxonomy places the organism in Eukaryota, Viridiplantae, Streptophyta, Magnoliopsida, Rosales, Cannabaceae. The transcript is spliced from 8 exons. The record is from RefSeq and is a predicted model, not a curated record. Gene Ontology annotation, biological process: peroxisome organization.